Gossypium raimondii (Peruvian cotton) is the source of this 727-nucleotide messenger RNA. Its product is annotated as oleosin. Gene Ontology annotation, biological process: lipid storage. The record is from RefSeq and is a predicted model, not a curated record. Gene Ontology annotation, cellular component: membrane; monolayer-surrounded lipid storage body. Bases 213 to 650 code for a protein of 145 amino acids. Lineage: Eukaryota; Viridiplantae; Streptophyta; Magnoliopsida; Malvales; Malvaceae. The transcript has a single exon.
ACGUGGGACUGCAAAAGAACAAAAAAAUGCACUCCAUUUGAUUCUCCACAAACGUCCCUUACAUGUCUCCCGAACUAAAGCUUCGCACACCUUGUCUUUCACCGAAAACCUCCCUAACAUGUGUUUCUCAUUUACCCUCAUUCCAUUCCCAUUACUUCCUUCUUAAAACCUUCCUCUAAGUACUAUUCCCUUUCUCCUUCAACCUCUCAACCAUGGCUGAGCUUCGUCCAAUCCACCAGAGAUCUAGUGUCACCUCUUUCCUACGCAAAAUCAAAGCCCAUACCCCCGACUCCGCUCAACUUCUCGGCCUCUUGGCUCUCUUCAUUUUCGCUUCUAUCCUUAUAAUCCUCACUGGCCUUACCGUCACCGCCACCAUUCUUGGUUUCAUAUUUUUUAUGCCAUUGAUCUUGGUUUCUAGCCCCGUAUGGUUCCCAGUUGGCACCGUGCUUUUUGUUACCAUUGCUGGCUUCUUAUCAGCAUGCAGCUUUGGAGCUGUUGCCGUGGCGGGGUUGUCUUGGACGUACCGUUACUUCAAUGGCAUGCUCCCAGCAGGGUCCGAUAAGGUUGCCAAUGUGCGGAGACGAAUAUAUAACACGAACACCUAUGUGAAGCACUAUGCUAUGGAAUAUGGUGUGAAGAUGAUCGCGUAAAUAGUUUGUACAACAAUCAAAUUAAAUGAUUAAUUUACCAGAUAACAAGAUUACAUAUUUGAAAAUUGUUUAUUGCU